Messenger RNA from Dovyalis caffra, 891 nucleotides. The record is from the annotation of a GenBank genome assembly. Lineage: Eukaryota; Viridiplantae; Streptophyta; Magnoliopsida; Malpighiales; Salicaceae.
AUGAAGAUCCGGUGCGAUGUGUGUGACAAUGCUGAGGCCACAGUUUUUUGUUGUGCAGAUGAAGCUGCUCUCUGCGCUGAAUGUGAUCACAGAGUUCACCAUGCAAACAAGUUAGCAAGCAAACACUCAAGGUUCUCUUUAGUCCAUCCUUCCUUCAAAGAAUCCCCUCUUUGUGAUAUUUGUCAGGAGAGGAAAGCCCUUCUUUUUUGUCAAGAGGAUAGAGCGAUUCUAUGCAGAGAAUGUGACCUUCCGAUUCACAAAGCUAAUGAACAUACUCAGAAACACAAUAGGUUUCUUCUCACAGGUGUAAAGCUCUCUGCUUCUUCUUCUCUAUACACAAUAUCACCCUCCACUAGUAACUGUGAUGCAAACAUUAACACUACUAGAAAUAGAAACCAUCACCCCUACCCAAGGAAACCCAGUUCAGCUUCCCAUGAAAUCUUCAGCUCUCCUUCAGUUGAGACGGCAUCACCACCAACAGCAUAUAAUCGUGAUGAUAAUCAUGUUAGUGACAAUGGUUCAAUUUCAACAAGUCGCAUAUCUGAGUAUUUAGAGACAGUACCAGGCUGGCGCAUCGAUGAUUUUUUUGAUCCUUCAUUUGCUACCAAUAAUGGUUUCAGUAAGACUGGUGACCUUAUUUUGCCAUUGCCGGAUCGAGAUCUUGAAAGCUAUAAGAGUUCUUUUUCACCAGAAGAUAUAGACUUCUGGGUCCCACAAGUUACACCCCAAUUCCCUCAACUUCCUCUUUAUAUUGCCCGGCCUGGUUUGCCUAGUGGAUUUAAUGAGUCCAAAGAAGCAAGCAAAAUGAAGGUUAGUAGGAGAUGGAAUGAAGAUGGUUUUACAGUUCCUCAGAUCAGUCCUCGAUCUGUCAAGCACUCCAGGCACCUCUAG